GGAAAGGCAGGCUGUGGCGCUUGCCACAAAGGACCCAGCGAGGACACAUGCAGGAUCAAACCUCCACCGUCUCCAGUGUAGCUCAGGAGCCCGCGACUGAUCUGCGAUGACAGUGACAUACACUAACCGCGUGGCCGAUGCCCGCCUAGGCACCUUCUCGCAGCUCCUGCUCCAAUGGAAAGGCAGCAUCUACAAACUCCUUUACUCUGAGUUCCUUAUUUUCAUCUCCCUCUACUUCGCCAUCAGCCUUGUCUAUAGGCUGAUCCUCAGCGAAAGCCAAAGGCUGAUGUUUGAGAAGCUGGCACUCUACUGCAACAGCUAUGCUGAGCUAAUCCCUGUGUCCUUUGUGCUGGGUUUCUACGUGGCCCUGGUGGUGUCCCGCUGGUGGGCGCAGUACGAGAGCAUCCCGUGGCCUGACCGCAUCAUGAACUUGGUCUCCUGCAACGUGGAUGGGGAGGAUGAAUACGGGCGGCUGCUGCGUCGCACCCUGAUGCGCUACAGCAACCUGUGCAGCGUGCUCAUCUUGCGCUCCGUCAGCACGGCUGUGUACAAGCGCUUCCCCAGCAUGGAGCACGUCGUGAGGGCAGGCCUCAUGACACCUGAAGAGCACAAGAAGUUUGAGAGCUUGAAUUCUCCCCACAAUAAGUUUUGGAUCCCAUGCGUGUGGUUCUCCAAUCUGGCUGUGAAAGCAAGGAAUGAGGGGAGGAUCCGGGACAGCGUGCUGCUCCAAGGCAUCCUGAAUGAGCUCAACACUUUGCGCAGCCAAUGCGGGCGGCUCUAUGGGUAUGACUGGAUCAGCAUUCCCCUGGUCUACACCCAGGUGGUGACCGUGGCUGUUUACAGCUUCUUCCUGGCCUGUCUGAUCGGGCGGCAGUUCCUGGAUCCUGAAAAAGCAUACCCUGGCCAUGAACUAGAUCUCUUUGUGCCUGUCUUUACGUUUUUGCAGUUCUUCUUCUACGCUGGCUGGUUAAAGGUGGCCGAGCAACUAAUUAACCCUUUUGGGGAGGAUGACGAUGACUUUGAAACCAACUGGCUCAUCGACAGGAAUCUGCAGGUCUCCCUUAUGGCAGUGGAUGAGAUGCAUCAGGAUUUGCCCAUCCUGGAGAAGGACCUAUACUGGAACGAGCCCGAUCCCCAACCACCUUACACUGCAGCCACCGCUGAGUACAAGCGCCCAUCAUUUCUUGGAUCAACCUUUGAUAUCAGCAUGCAGAAAGAAGAGAUGGAGUUCCAGCCCCUGGAGCAAAUUAAAGAGAAUGAGGAAGCAAACCAUUCCACACCACUACUGGGACACCUGGGCCGCCUUCUGGGUGUCCAGUCACCAAGUUUCUCCAGGUCCUCUUCUCGGAUGAACCUACUGCGCAGGCGAGGGGAGCCCACGUCCCCCUUCUCCCAUUACAUGUACCAAGACAUGGGCAAGCCAGGAAACAUCAGUCAGCCAAGGGGAGACACCAACUCACAGGAGCAGUGGGACGGUGAGGAUGGAAAACUGAGGGAGUUUGAUGCCUUCAUAUCUACCCCAUUUUAUGAGAGACCUGGUUUCUACAGUGCUCCACAGACACCCAUCAGCUCCAUCCCCAUGAUCUUCCCUUCUAGACGGCAAGGGCGCAAGAAGCCCCCUGCACUCUCCAGCAUAGCUGCAUGCUCAAAUUCUCUCAAGGACGUCGUUGUCAACUCCUCACCUUCCAGGAUGAGUGAUACGUACAAAAGCCAGAGCUCCCUCGGCUCAGGUGCAAAGGAAACAUUUAUUUGGCCAACAGAACGGAAUAAAGGUCCUGACUCGCUGGUCGUAAUGGUGGAAGAAGAAAAGAGCAACUCUAGCAGUAAAAGCAGAGAAGCUGCCAUCACUGGAAGUCCAGCAGCUCUGUCCACAGCAUCAGACAGCCCUAAAUUCCCUUUCCUAGCAGAAUCCCCAGACCACGAGCAGCAGGGCAGCUUCAAAAGUCUGAAGAGUUUAAAAGGCUCCCACCCACCCUGGCUAGCUCUGGAGAACGCAACAACAACCACCCCCAAUUCUGAGCAAUCGAGUGCCCUCCCCCAACCUAGCAACAUACCGCCCAGCAGCAGCACCUCCCUCUGCUUCUCAUUCACUCCUGUCUCAUCCCCAGUGCUGGAGAGAUCCCCCAUAGGGAACAGAGGCCCCGAUACUCACAGUCUAAGUUCAGAAGACACAGCUAGUGCACCAGACCAGCAUCCAUCGGAGGCUUCCAGGAGCACGAGAGAUGCAGCAAACAGAAGCAAUAACGCUCCUACGAGAGAGACAAGAAGAGCAGAAAGCCCAUCCACUAAUGACUCUGGCAUCUCUCUCGCUGAGGGUGACUACGUGGGGCUGAUGGAGGUGAUCAUGGAGACAAGUGAAAGCAUAUGUGAAGAGCAGAUGGAUCAGGGCAGCUAGAGGAGACUGACACACACGUGUAUGCCAGGUAGAAAUGAUACUGCAGUGUCUUCACACCUGGUCCACACUAGCACUCAUCCUCCUAAAAGAAGGGCAGUGCUGCCAGACUUCUUGCUUCUGGAAUAUUACUCACCUACAGCCCAGCACCAGUGACUCACCACUACUGGACUCAGGCCUAAUAGCAGGCACUUGACCUCAGUGCCUGCAACAAGAAAAAAAAAAAAAAGACAAAAAAUCUCUACACACUGUAGUAAAAUAAGACUUCUAGCAUUAGGAAUUACAAAUGCCUAUGUAGAACCAUAGCUGAACAGAUACUGUUCUGAAGACUCUGGAAUGCAAGUAUAGCUCAAAGCAGAAGAGGUACGUAGUUAAGGACAUUACAGCAACCGAAGCUCCAAGUUUACAUGACUAUUUGCCAUAAGGCCCAGGACUUGUUAAGUUGCUCCAGGGAAAGAAAGGGACUGAGGCACAGCAUUUGAGAUACAGAGCCACAGUGCUUCAUGAAGUCCUAUCCAGCUGGUGUUCUCCAGCACCAGUAAAACGAUAGGUUAAGGCUACUCAAAAAAGUGGCUGCCAACAACCGUACUUACACUGCUUCAAGUUUUCUAUCAUGCUUUGCUGAUUUGAAAGCACUCCAAGCUAUCCAGAUGGUAGCAAACAACAUAAAGCUAGGAUUUUUAACAAGUUUUCUCUAUAAAAAACAAACAAACCAACCAACCCUAAAAGCAAGGCAGAAGUCCAGGACCACUUCCUCAUUUUAAUUUCUACACAAUAAAAGUUUAAAG
Tympanuchus pallidicinctus (lesser prairie-chicken) is the source of this 3180-nucleotide messenger RNA. It is a transcript of the gene BEST1, whose product is annotated as bestrophin 1. Gene Ontology annotation, molecular function: chloride channel activity. Lineage: Eukaryota; Metazoa; Chordata; Aves; Galliformes; Phasianidae. The transcript is spliced from 10 exons. Bases 107 to 2395 code for a protein of 762 amino acids. The record is from RefSeq and is a predicted model, not a curated record.